Fusarium odoratissimum NRRL 54006 is the source of this 1473-nucleotide messenger RNA. RefSeq lists its product as uncharacterized. NCBI's taxonomy places the organism in Eukaryota, Fungi, Ascomycota, Sordariomycetes, Hypocreales, Nectriaceae. The coding region runs from base 1 to 1473 and encodes 490 amino acids. The record is from RefSeq and is a predicted model, not a curated record. The transcript has 2 exons.
AUGUCGCAGAGUCGUCGAGAUUCUAUUGCCGACGACUGGCUUGAAGUCGAUAGCGCUGCGUCCGUCAUUUCGAUGGAUUCACGGCCAUCGUCUCCAUCCCCAUCUUUAUCUUCCCCGCAAGAGACCCCUGCACCAACGACGCAAGUUGUCGUGUCAUCCCACGCUGGCCCAUCAAAUCCCACAUCACAGUCGCAACUCCCAUUGCGCCCGAAAGAUAACGCCCUCGAGCUGUCCAGGGUCAUUCAGGAACAGCAAUUAUUCCCCGCGCAAGAUCCCAACGCGAGGAUCUAUGUCGAUCCAUCCAAUCCAUCAUCACGCACCCUACGCCCAUAUCGCCCAAAGGAUCCCGCUGUUGAGUCAUCCCCAGCAUUUCAACAACAACAACAACAGCAGCAGCAGCAGCAGCAGCCUGAGACGCUAUACAAUGAGCAGAACCAAGACGUGGAGACCAGUGCACCUGGUGAUUUGCACUCCUUCCCGAAUCCCAGCGAUUAUCACAAGGCCUGCCAAGACGCCACCGCAUCUCUCGACGCAGCUGCCAAACUCGCAAAAGACAUCGGAGGAAAUCUGAUCUCUACAAUGAGUCUGAUCCGCUCGACAUGCGAACAGCUCUGCACGCAAACAACAGACCUUGGCAAGAUGCUCGAGGUCUACGCUCAACACUGGGCUUCCAAGGGCUCCAGCAUGGCCUUGAUAGACAUUCCACUAAAUCCCGACACAUGGGAAGCCAUGUCGGAGCUGAAGGAAGUUGUUCUGAAAACACACAAUACUCUUUCAAGUCUUGUUCCACCAGCAGAUUUUGGCAGGCCCUUGACAGCUGCAGAUAUCCCUCUGCAUGCUAACUUGGAGCUAGCUCGCUGUCUCGAGGUGUUGGAGGAUAUUCGAGAUCUAUUCGCAGAAUUUCUGCCCAUUCUGAAAGCGGACUUUGACGAGUUCAGAACCAAGCACAUGGGUUUCCCUCCGGCAGCACUACCCGAUCGACCUCACAAAAAGCCACACCAGCCACCGAACCCCAAAGUCCGCCAGAUUCGCGACGAGCUCUACGCCAUGAAGGACCACUUCGUAAUGAUAAACGUCUUCCUCUCCAGACUAAAAGACUCGCACCCAUCGCCAAACGUGACGGAUCCAUUAAUCUUCAAAUCAUUAAAGCGCAUCACCACAGCCAUCUCAAACGUGCUCACCAACAACCCUUCAGAUUGGAUUGAGUCAGAUAUAGGGUCAUCUUCAAGCAAGACCAUGUCGUAUGCUCAAUUCAUGACACUAGAUCCAGAUGUCUUGACCGACAUUUCGUCGCAUUUACAAGAUUUUCAGGAUGAGCUUGUUGUUGAUGCGAAACCGGGAGAGGAUGGAUGUGACUUUUCGCAGGAGAUGAUUCAUAAUCAUCAAGAGUUCAUGUUGCUCGAAGGUGGGCAGUUACAGCAGCUUCGUUCUGUUAUUGAGUUUACUGAGACCAUCCUGAUGACGCAGGGCUAA